UCUUUGGAUCCACUACAAGUCGAGCAGAAGCAAGGAUCCUGCUGGAUUCCAUACAGACAGAGAGAGAGAGAGAGAAGGGAGGAAUCUGUUUUAAUUAUCAACAGGUCAGUGUAUGAGUGCGACUGAUCUGAGGGAUUAUUUACAGAGAUGUCCAGGUAGUUGAGUGAGUUAGAUCACGGGUGGUGUGUGUGAUUAGUGCUACAGAGGUUUUAUUUCGAAACUCAAACGGUUUGUGUCCUGCGAGCUCACUGAUGGUGAUCCCCUGCGGCUUGGACACACACUGCAACCCACGACGCCCUGUCUGUCUCUCUGUCUGUCCUCAUUUCCAGCCUAAGAAGUUGAACAUCUCUGGGAUGCUUUGGUCCUAAAGGCGAACAACUUCUCCCGGAUUAUUCACUUGUUUACACUGUUUACAAAAUAAACCACUGAGCAACUGUACCAGGCUCCCCGGAACAGGAGCACGGCUGGAAAAUGUCGCAUCCUCCUGCCAAGUUUAAAAAGGAUAAAGAAAUCAUCACGGAGUAUGAAAGUCAAGUCAAAGAGAUUCGAGCUCAACUGGUGGAGCAGCAGAAAUGUCUGGAGCAGCAGACAGAGAUGAGGGUCCAGCUCCUGCAGGACCUCCAGGACUUCUUCCGCAAGAAGUCUGAGAUCGAAAUGGAAUAUUCCCGUAACCUGGAGAAGCUGGCUGAGCGCUUCAUGGCCAAGACCAGAAGCACCAAGGACCACCAACAAUACAAGAAAGACCAGAACCUCCUUUCCCCAGUGAACUGUUGGUAUCUGUUGCUGAACCAGGUGAGGAGGGAGAGUAAAGACCACGCCACGCUGAGUGACAUCUACCUGAACAAUGUCAUCAUGCGCUUCAUGCAGAUCAGCGAGGACUCGACACGCCUUAUGAAGAAGAGUAAAGAAAUAGCAUUUCAGCUGCAGGAGGAUCUGAUGAAAGUCCUUAACGAGCUCUACACGGUGAUGAAAACCUACCACAUGUACCAUACAGAGAGCAUUAGUGCUGAAAGCAAGCUGAAGGAGUUUGAGAAGCAGGAGGAGAGGCAGAUCGGACGUACGGGAGACCCCAUCUUCAACGUGCGUCUGGAAGACAAAAACCCAAGACGCAGCUUUGUUAAGAAGAUCGAAAAGAUGAAGGAAAAGAGGCAGGCCAAGUAUUCUGAGAACAAGCUGAAGUCGAUCAAAGCCCGGAAUGAGUACUUGCUGACUCUGGAAGCCACUAAUUCCUCAGUAUUCAAGUAUUACAUCCAUGAUUUGUCUGACCUAAUAGAUUGCUGUGAUCUGGGCUAUCACGCCUCUUUAAACCGAGCUUUGCGCACCUACCUCUCGGCUGAGUAUAACCUGGAGACGUCUCGUCACGAGGGGCUGGACAUCAUCGAGAACGCUGUGGACAGUCUGGAUCCUCGCAGUGACCGGCAGCGCUUUAUGGAGAUGUAUCCCACCGCUUUCUGUCCUCCGGUCAAGUUCGAGUUCCAGCCACACAUGGGAGAUGAGGUGUGCCAGAUCACGGCGCAGCCUCCAGUCCAGGCUGAGCUGAUUCUGAGGUUCCAGCAGCUCCAGUCACGCCUGGCCACGCUGAAAAUUGAGAAUGAGGAGAUUAAGAAGACCUCUGAGGCCACUCUGACCACCAUCCAAGACAUGGUGACUAUUGAGGAUUAUGACGUCUCUGAGUGUUUCCAUCACAGCCGCUCCACAGAGUCGGUCAAGUCCACCGUGUCGGAGACGUACCUCAGUAAACCCAGCAUCGCCAAGAGACGUGCCAACCAGCAGGAGACUGAGCAGUUCUACUUCAUGAAAUUCCGUGAGUUUCUGGAGGGCAGCAACCUUAUCGCCAAACUCCAGGCCAAGCAUGACCUGCUGAAGAGAGCACUGGGAGAAGGGCACCGAGCGGAGUACAUGACCACAAGGCCUCCACAUCUUCCUCCUAAACCACUCUGGAGGCCCAGACCUCGCUCAGUUUUUAACAUAAAGCUAUUUAAUGGCAAUUUGGAGGCUUUUAUAAAGGACUCUGGCCAAGUUAUUCCACGAAUAGUCGAGAGCUGUAUUCGAUUCAUCAAUCUUUAUGGUCUUCAGCAUCAAGGCAUAUUCCGUGUAUCUGGCUCGCAAGUUGAAGUGAACGAUAUUAAGAAUUCAUUUGAGAGAGGCAACGACCCUCUCACAGAUGAUGAGGAUAACCAUGAUAUUAACUCGGUGGCAGGAGUUCUCAAACUCUACUUCCGAGGUCUGGAGAACCCCCUCUUUCCAAAGGACAGGUUUAAUGACCUCAUCUCCUGCAUCAGAAUAGAUAACCUGUAUGAGAGAGCUCUGUACAUUCGUAAGAUCCUCCUCACAGUCCCCAGAUCUGUCCUCAUAGUCAUGCGCUACCUGUUUGCGUUCCUCAACCAUCUGUCCCAGUACAGUGAUGAGAACAUGAUGGACCCCUACAACCUGGCCAUUUGUUUCGGCCCCACCCUCAUGCCCACCCCUGACACCCAGGACCAGGUGUCCUGCCAAGCCCACGUCAAUGAGGUCAUCAAGACCAUCAUUAUCCACCACGAGACCAUCUUUCCUGAUACUAAGGAGCUAGACGGUCCUGUGUACGAGAAAUGCAUGGCUGGAGGAGACUACUGUGAAAGUCCUUAUAGUGAGCAUGGAGUCCUGGAGGAAGUGGACCAGGACGGAGGUGGAGAGACACACACCAGUGAGGAUGAGGGUGAACCAAUUGAAGCCAUCGCCAAGUUCGACUAUGUGGGCCGCUCUUCACGGGAGCUGUCCUUCAAGAAGGGUGCGUCUCUGCUGCUGUAUCAACGUGCUUCGGAGGACUGGUGGGAGGGCAGACAUAACGGCAUCGACGGCUUGGUGCCUCACCAGUACAUCGUAGUGCAGGAUAUGGACGAUACCUUCUCGGACACUUUGAGUCAGAAGGCAGACAGUGAAGCGAGCAGUGGGCACGGAGGAGAUGAGAAGUGCUCCAGCAGAGAUCUGACCUCUCCUACAGACAGACCUGACGCAUACAUCAGCAGUAGUCGUCACAGGAAGAGGAGCGAACCACCAAAUCGCAAGCCCCCGGCACGCCCCAGCGACCCCCACUGCAUGGUCCAUCCAUCUCAAAGCCAUGGGAAUCUUGCGAACCACAGUACACAUGGGAAUCCAGCCCUCAGCUCACCUGUGCUCAGCCAUUACAGCCCUCGCGAGGUGGUGCGUGGCAGAGGCCCGAUGGUCACAGACAGCCCGGAGAGACGCAGACGCACGGGCCACAGCGGCCUCACGGGCCACAGCAGCCUCACCAACAUCAGCCGUCACGAGUCUCUGAAGAAGAUGGAGAGCCCCCCGAUCCGCAGAUCCACUUCCUCAGGCCAGUACAUGGCAAGGGGUCUGGACCCGGAAAGCAUCGCACAGGACAUAGAGGAGACAAUGAACACAGCUCUGAACGAGUUGCGUGAGCUGGAGAGACAGAGCUCAGCUAAGCACGCCCCUGACGUGGUGCUGGACACGUUGGAGCAGAUGAAGAACUCUCCGGCUACAUCGGGCAGCUCUGCUGAGUCGCUGAAUCGUCACCCGCUCCGUCGCAGCACCAGCUCCACCAGCGACGCCAUGAGCACCUUCAAACCCACCAUAGCCCCGCGAAUGGGCGUGCAGCUCAAACCCCCUGCCCUCCGUCCCAAACCCAUGGUGGUGCUGCCUAAAGGGGGUGCGGCUCAGGCUUCAGCGCCGCCACCCCAGGAUCCUCUCGACAAGUCCUGCACUAUGUGAGCCAAUCACACAUCAGCAGUGGGAGUUUUUCAUUCACACCAACGGAUUUCUUUAUUAUAAAUAGCCGUUACAUCUCGGUAUUCUACAUCUGGACUGGACUGAAGAACCAACCUCUGUUCCGUUUAUAUAAGUGUUGACCAUCAGCCUGGAGGGUUGUUUCAGCUUCUCUACAUGUACUACUAAUCAUUUCACAGGUCAAUAACUGACAGCAGAACGUUGUUUAAACGUGUUUUACCUGCCUAAAGGAUUUGAAUCUUUCCUUCUGCAUUGAAAUGUGAACCAUUCUGCUAUGUGGUCUGCAUUAAAAGCCACUCUUUGAUCCAAUUUUGGUGCACAACACAAAAGUCUGUGUGUAGACGGUGUGUAGACGGUGUGCGGUCACGUAAUGUGUGUCUGAUUAAUUGUUUCUUGCAUGUAUAUAGACCAGGUUAAUUUCUAAUGUAAUUCUCAGUAUGAAUAGAUAAGGAAGAUGAUAACUAGGUCGAGUAACUGUAUUGUAAAAGAAAGCAACAAAUCACAAAGGCUUCCUGCGUGGUAAGAAUAAUUUGUUCAUAGUUUACAUCUAGUAGAGAAAUGCUAAAUGUGAAUAAUACAGGAACAAAGCAGGGUUUUUCGUUUCUUUGUUUACAGCCUCAGGAUUGUGUGAAAGUUCAGUUCAGUUCAUUUCAUUUCAUGUCAUUUGUCUCAGAUGGACCUGAGCCUACAGUUAAUCAGUUACUAAGCAAUGAAUGUGGUUUACUUGUAACAAAGCAGCACUGCCGCAUGAAAAACUAACCCGGUCUUUGGUGGUGUCUCAAAAAAAGCUGCUAAUUCCUUGUUCUGAAAAGCAGUUGCGAUUUUUUUUUUUUUUUUUUAGACCAAGUGAAGUAGUGUAUGCAAGGCUUUACUUUGAAUAUUAUAUUUUUGAUAGUGACAGUAGUAAUAUGUAUAUAUAUACAGUUAUCAUCAAUGAAAGUAGAAUGAUUCGAUUAAUAAUAAUAAUAAUAAUAAUAAUAAUAGUUUUUUGAUGUUUUAGUUUAGUACAUCCAGUAAUAUUACUAUCACCAUGACUCAAAUAGAACUAGAAUGAGAACAAGUGCUGAAAGAUGUAGAUUUUUCAGACGCUUUUGUUACUAAUAAAAAAAACAAAACCCUGUGUAUUCUGAACAACUAAUUAGAAUGAAAUGUAUCUUUAGCCAUUAUGAUAUUCUUAUAAACAAGUCCACUAUGUGCUAAUCCACACCACUGCUCUUAUAGACGGUACAGAACUUCGUUGUUCAACAAUCACUAACUUCUCCGAUUUCUACCUACAGAGCAUGAAGUAUGAUAUUUUAAUUUAUGAUAUGCAAAAAGCUUUUAUUAAGUCUAAUAACUCAAGGCAAUAUUUCUGUAAUUUCACCAAACCAAGGCAUGAAGCCGAUAGCCAUGGACUCUGUGACUGUUAUUAUAAAAUGUCAAUGUUAUCAUCCUUAUCGCUACAUUCGGUGUGGAAGUGUGGGGGCCAGUCUACCCCAAUUUGUGCUCUAGAUUAGUGAACUGCCUAAUAUUUAAAUAAUACUAGUAGUUAUUGUGGCGGCACGGUGGUGUAGUGGUCAGCACUGUUGCUUCACAGCAAGAAGGUUCGAGCCUAGUGGCCGGCGAGGGCUUUUCUGUGUGGAGUUUGCAUGUUCUCCCCGUGUCUGUGCGGGUUUCCUCCGGGUGCUCCGGUUACCCCAAAGACAUGCAGGUUAAGUUAGCUGGUGGUUCUAAAUUGAGCGUAGGUGUGAAUGUGAGUGUGAAUGGUUGUGUGUCUCUAUGUGUCAGCCCUGCGAUGACCUGGCGACUUGUCCAGGGUGUACCCCGCCUUUCGCCCGUAGUCAGCUGGGAUAGGCUCCAGCUUGCCUGUGAUCCUGUAUAGGAUAAGCAGUUACGGAUAAUGGAUGGAUAGUAGUUAUUGCCCGUGAACCUGAUUUCCUCUGAAUGGUACCUUUCAUAUAACACAGGUCUAGAAGGCCCAGUGGAGAGUUGAGUGGACAGAUCAUGUGAUAUACUGUGUGUUUUCACUGUGUUCUGUCAAAAUGGCCCUGCGAAUCCUCAGUGCCAGAGAAUUCCACUAAGGCCAAGUCUACAGCGAGGAGCGCUGAUUGCGAGGUCCCGUACAAUCGAAACUCCCAGGCGAGUCGGGGAGGGGAUUCCCUGCCGAGGCUGCGCGCAGUGUGUUAGCAUGAGCAUGUAGCCUAUGGGAAAUGAAUAGUGUGUUGGAUUAGCAUUAACCCCAUGUUUUGGAAGAUCGAAAAUGUUGUCUUGGGCCUCUUUGGGGUGUCACCAAUCCAUGUGCAAAGUAUGGAGUAUGUGCGUCCAGUCGUGUGGUGAACAGACAGAGAGCCUUCCUUUAGUAGUAUAGAUGUAAAAAGCUGUCAGCAUUUUAGAAGCAUUUUGUUCCUAAAUGUCUUAAAUGUAUUGAAAGCAGUUCCGUCAUCCAGAUUUCACUGUAAAUGUGUAGCAGCUGGUCCCAAUUGUACAGUUAAAUAAACGGAGUGAUCACUGAGAUCAAAAAUGGAUUUAAGUUGCACAUAAGCAGAAGUGGCGUUUGGAAAUUGGGCAAAUUUUAGAUGUAGUGAUUCUACUAAACCUAUGUAGGCAAAUGGGACAGAUUUGAGUGUGUGUGUGUGUGUGUUAGAUUAAUAAUCAAAACAUCAUAUGCUUAUACUGAACUUUAAUACACAACCAUGGACCACCUAUUGAACCAGUGUUGUCAGGAAAUAAGUAACACCUGUUACUAAUAUUUCAUAAUGUAUAUUAAACAUGAUUAUAAUUAUUUUGCCUUUGGAAUGAUUCAUUGUUAAAUUGUAAUGAUAGCAUUUUAAUGUAGGUUCUCUUUUGUUUUUUUUUUCUAAUGAGGUGUACAGUGCAUUGCAGACAGAACACGCUUUAUUUCCAGAGUGUAUUUGUUUCCGGGUUUGUUCCUGGAUUUACCCCCCACGUGUGUACAGUAGCAGACUGCUGUUCUAUCGAAGUGGCAAUGUUCAUCUGUAGUAUGGACUUGUGAAAGUGCCUUUAAAAGCCGUUUUAGAGGAGCUUCAAGCCAAUGUCCUCAGUGCUGUCACGCUUAUCUUUCAUACCUGUGCAGUACAUAGGAAAAGACAGUGAAUGCAUUAUUGAUCACUAGAAGUAAUUUGAUAAAUAUACUGCUUAUUCAUUGUGACAUUGCACUUUUAUGUAUAAGACUGUAUAUAUGGCAUGCGACAUCCUAACAAGUUAUGUAGCUUUUUGUUCUUUUCCUCUUUUUUUGUUUAUUUUAUUUGGGCAGAGGCACUGCUCUGGAUCCUGUCUUUCUAAUAAAGAACAUAGUUUGAUCAGCA
Molecule: messenger RNA, 7055 nt
Organism: Neoarius graeffei (lesser salmon catfish)
Lineage: Eukaryota; Metazoa; Chordata; Actinopteri; Siluriformes; Ariidae
Gene: srgap1a
Product: SLIT-ROBO Rho GTPase activating protein 1a
Exons: 22
Coding region: 472-3735 (1087 amino acids)
Biological process (GO): signal transduction; negative regulation of cell migration
Cellular component (GO): cytoplasm
Molecular function (GO): protein binding
Source: RefSeq, a predicted model, not a curated record